UGCAAUUCGAACGCGAACAGACUGAGUCGCGUGACGCGUCCGUAUUCCGACUUCCAUUUUAUUUGUUAAUUGUUCAAGGUUGUUGUUGUCAAGUGAACGCGCUUCGAAUGACAGUGACACUUAUAUUAUUCCAGAACAAAGCCAGUGGAACUAAAACCGGUUGAAAGUGUGAUCAAAACGGGAAAAUGCGAUACCUGUAAUUGCAAAAUGAUUAAAAGGAAUGGUGAUGUUUUUGCAAUUUCAAACAAUCAGUGUCAAGGUGUACGUAGCUCUGUCUCGCUCUAUCCUGCGGCCACAACAAGGAUACCGCGAGCCACAACUGCUCCUAGUGCGAGAAUGACGCACCCUGAUGCGCAGCAAAAUUCUAAAGAAGCAAAUAUUGCGCUGUCUACUUACGUCGAGAAGUGGAAAAACAGAUACGAAGAUGCUGAAAGAAAACAUAAGACUUUCCUGCUUAAAUCUGAAAAAGCACGUCGGGAGUAUGACGAUCUGCAGCGUAGGUACAACAUCGUUGUGGAGGAGAGGAACCACCUGGACGCAGAGCUCAACGACCGCGAGAAGGAGCUCAACAAGCUGCGCCAGGUGUCCGAGAAGCUGUUCCGGGAGUACCAGCAGCUGAAGAACCAGCAUGAGAUUGACUCCGGUGUCAUGCAUAAGGUGAUGCAGCAGGCGGGCGAGUGGUACAAACAGAACAAGCAGCUCAAGAGACGGAGCACGGUGCUGCUGCAGGCGCUGCCGGCCGCUGUCGACAUCGACCUCACCGACGCUAACGACACCUCAUCAGAAGCCAGUAGCAAUGAGGAGGUGGAAUUCUUGAAGCGCUGUGUGAGCGAGUUGUCAGAGCAAGUUGCGAGUCUGCAGACAGAGGCUAGCGCGGCCAGGCUGCAUGAGUUCGAAGCUCACGAGACCAACGUGCAUCUGACGCAGGAGUUGGAAGCCGAGAAAGAGAAGACAGCAUCACAAGAGAAAGAGUUAGUAGAACUUAGGCUGCAGCUAGAGAGACACAACCGUGUCUCCAAGCUGUUGAUGGACGAGGUGACAGCGCUCAAAGAUAAUGCUGAUCAGGACAGGAAGAUGGCGGAGACUUACGCAAGUGAAGCUCGCGCCGCUAAGAAGCGUGUUAAGGUGCUCACACAUCAAAGUACAUUGCUGCUCGGCGCGCUCGAGCCUGAUGAACGGCUUGGUGCCUUGCUCGCCGAGCUCGAACAUCUAAAGGAGGCGCUCGAGAUGCAAGCCGUGCGACACCAAGAACAGAUCGACAGCCUACAGUUACAACUAUCGGAAAAACACGAAGAAACUGACAUUCUUCUGUGGGAGGAGAAAAUAAGAUUAGCCGAAGAAGACGCACAAAAAGCGAUCCAUCGGGCCGAGAAAGCGGAGAAAAAACUCGUUGAACUUGAGAGAAGACAGAAGACUGAACCUAAAUCCAAUCUUAAAUCAAGAAUCAGUUACUUUGAGGGUGGUGCAAAAGAGAAGAUAGAAGUAAAAAAGGUUAUUGAAGAAAGUGAGAAGAAGAAUGAGAUAGUCGAAGAUAUAGCAAAAGAAAUGGAAGAAAUCAUAGAAUCGCAACCUCAAUCCCAAGAACAUUCUCCUCCGCUGGCUCCUCCUCCCCCGCCGCCCCCUGCCUCCACUUCCGCUCCCCCGCCUCCGCCCCCGCCGCCUAUGCUACCUCCCCCUCCCCCUCCACCACCACUCCCCCCUAUAUUCAGUCCGGCGGGUAUGGUGUCAACCCAGGUAGAGGACAUGGCACAAAUGUUGGCAAAUAAACAGGGAACUCUGAAGAAGACUAAGCAGAAUGGAGGUGGUGCUAUUGACGCGAUAGUAGACCAGAUUAAAGGGGGGAAGUUCCAAUUAAAAUCGACGGACCAGAACUUUAUGGAGAAGAAACCUAAAGAUGAACAACCGGAAGCUGUUAAGGAGAUGCUUCAGAUACUUGGUACCUUGAGGAAGCGGCGCAAUGUUAGCAGACCUAGCGUGGUUGCCGCGGCAGAGAACGAAUCGUGAUGUUGUACAAUUAAAAGAAAUAAUAUAACACAAUAUGACUAAGGAAAAUAAGACAAUUGUAUAAACAAGCGUUUAGUCUUUGGAGCGCCAUAUAGAAACAAAUAAUAUAACGACUGAUAAACACGUAGAGAUUCUUUGCGUCUUAGAGUCAUGUAAUAUUUAAAAUAUUAGGUCUAUUUUAAAAUCAAAAAAGCUUUAUAUAUUGGAAGACUAGGAACACGAAUACGCUUCCAUUAUAAUAUUGUUGUACAAAGCUUUAUGCUUCUAGGUGGAUGGCUAAAAAGAUAUGCGUAUUGUUUGAUCCACGGCGCCAUGUCACUCAGUCUGUUAGAUUGUCAUCCAAGAUCGAUGUAAUGACGCAUACAGAAUUAUUAACUACUGGAUCGUUGGUGCAUGAAUGGGCUUUGGCUAUUUCUGGUAGAUGUGUUUGUAUUAUUUGUAAAUGUAUACUUAAUUUGGUAAACUCAGUCUGUGUUACAUUAUUCUCAAUGUUUUGUGCAAACGUUACAAAUUUGAUCUCUGUGACCUUUUCUAUUCAGAUAAUUUCUUGUCUAUUUUAGUUUCCUUGAGGGACACUAUCGCGAAAGAUAUCAUAAAUUUCAUUUUAUUUAAAACAAGCUGAUACCCGCGACUUUGUCCGCGUAAACACAAUAUGAUUGAGCACGAAGUGCUUAUAAAAAUCGUUGUUUCAUAAAAUUUUAAGAACUUUAUAUUUAAUGAAGAUAUCGCAAUAUUUUUUUAGAUGAGGUGCCAACAUAAUUGCAAUGUCCAAUUUGUAUCCAGUAGUUAUAUAUUUAACUUUUGACCCUUCAGCUACUCUGUCGUGUGUGUCUUCUUUAACAUUUACAAAUAUCCUUUGUUUACUAUUGAUUUCAUCAUAUUUAUUAUACUCUUAAUUCAAUAACGUGUUUUUACAAUAAACAACGACUAUUAUCUUUGGAGCUCAGUUUUUAUAUUUGCAUAUUUACAUAUCUUUAAAAAUUUAAUGACUAUAUUCCUUAUGUUAUUAUGUUCUGAGGAUUAUGAAAAGACAAUUAAGAAUAUUUACUAUAAUGACUUGGUAUUUUUGAAAAUACUGAAAGAUAUCAUUAGUUAUUACAUAAUAAUUUAAUAUAUACAUACUGGAAUUAACUUAUAUCGAAAAAUAUAUUUUGUGAUAAAAAUUGGCGAUAGUCUUAUUUAAAACAUUUUUAAAAAUAUUUUCAUAGCUUUUUACAAUCUGGAAACGUUAAAAAUAUUUUUAGGUUAUAUUAUAGGUACACGAAUAUUAUUAUAGUUAGAUACUCCUAUAGCUAUUUUGGAAAUAAAAUUUUAAUACAAAUAUAUGAACGACUAGGAUAAGUACCAUUUAAGAGUUAAUAUAAUUCCUAUACAAACAAAUCCUAUUGCGUGCGUAUUAUAAUAUUAUAUUGUGUGAGAUGAGAUUAUAUUUGGUAGAGUAUUUCUCUGUGAACGUUAUCAAUUUUAAUUAAUAAUGGAUGGUUUAGUUAUAUAGUCAUAAAGUUAUUUUAAAUAAUAAUUGUUUUGAUGCUAAACCAUCAUAAUUUAUAAUAGUGACGCAGAUUUUGUUUAUGGCGCGUGCACAUCGCGCAGUUGAGUGCGUUAAUUGACGUAGAUAUAUUGACAAUAACUAAAGUUGUAUUUUCACUUAAGCCCAAGUAACCACAGAUGUCUUAUAUUGAUAACGUCAGUGAUAUCUAAUAUCAUUAAACGAGCAAUUCUUGUAUAUAUAUAUAUGUAUAUAAUCUGAAUCUUGGAAACGGCUCCAACGAUUUUCAUAAAAUUUAGUAUAGAGGUAGUUUCGGGGGCGAUAAAUCGAUCUAGCUAGGUUUCAAUUUAAAAAAAAUGUAGUUUUAUCCGUGUUUUAAUGAAAAACAGCUACAAUAACAUUAGAAUACAAAGGUAAAGGUCGUUAUACUCUUGAUAGAGCGGUCGUGGUCAUCACGAAGUGAAAACUAUAUAAAAGACUAUAAUAGCUCAGAUGGGACUUUGGGUGAUCCGGAAUGCAGAAGACCCCGGUCCGAAUCCAGGUGUUCUAUUAGUUUUGUUUUGUUCAAGUUUUGUACAUCCUGAAAAAUCCGAGCAAGGCUCGGUCGUCCGGAUAUUAAUAUAUCUAUGCAAGUAACAAUUAGAAGUAAUAUAUAUUCUGUGUUUCAUUAUUAUCUUUAUUAUAUAUAAGAGAUAUCCACGUAUAUAGUCACUCAUCACGAUAUCUCUGGAACCAUAAGGCGUAGAGACUUGAAAUUUGGUAGAUUUAUUCCUUUCGCCGAGUAGAGAUCAGCUAAUUACGGAUUUUACGAAAUUCCAAGUUUUUUUUUAUGAACAGAACAACGUCUGUCGGGUCAGCUAGUUAUUAUAUAAUUCUGUCAUCCUUGUUACUUUAUUUUAUCGUGUAAGAAAUACUUUUUCGAUUGUUUUGCAAGAAGUAUAUUAUCGUAUAUACAUAAUAUAUCUUCAGCCUACCUUUAUUAUAAGCUUUAUAGAUACAUAUAGAACAACUUAAAUUAUAAUAUCAUUGAUAUUAUUAAUAUUCUGUGAUGUCUGUGUGUCUAUUCUGUGAUGCUACGAGAAAAAUACUCUCCUUUUAAGUCUAAAAAGGUGAAGGAAUUGCUUUCCACUUUUUUUCUAUAGAAUAAUGUAUUGUGGUGUCCAAUAUUAAACUGCUUUGUAUAUUAAUUAGAAUAUAAAAUACACUUAGUAAUAAUAUUUAAUUUUAAUUUAAAAUUUACAAACAUUUCUAGGAUAUGAGCUUGUGAUAAUGUCCUUUCAAUCGUAAGUGCCUUAUUACUCAAAUAUUAUUAGUUUUUUUUUAUAUUUUAUUGAAAGCAUGUACGUUACCGUUUGGUGCCAUUGAUUUUAUACCAAUAAGCAUUUUAUAUAAAAUAUUGUAUUUUUGAUGUUAAAUAAAUAAAUUUAUAUAUCUA
Messenger RNA from Leptidea sinapis, 4928 nucleotides. RefSeq names its product shootin-1-like. The transcript has 9 exons. The record is from RefSeq and is a predicted model, not a curated record. Lineage: Eukaryota; Metazoa; Arthropoda; Insecta; Lepidoptera; Pieridae. Bases 208 to 2004 code for a protein of 598 amino acids.